Aphidius gifuensis is the source of this 1030-nucleotide messenger RNA. RefSeq names its product 39S ribosomal protein L46, mitochondrial (gene mRpL46). Gene Ontology annotation, molecular function: structural constituent of ribosome. The transcript has 3 exons. The record is from RefSeq and is a predicted model, not a curated record. NCBI's taxonomy places the organism in Eukaryota, Metazoa, Arthropoda, Insecta, Hymenoptera, Braconidae. The coding region runs from base 130 to 939 and encodes 269 amino acids. Gene Ontology annotation, cellular component: mitochondrial large ribosomal subunit.
AAAAACAUGUAGUUGUAGUGGUGUGCCGUGUGUAGAACAUGUUUGUAUUUAGUUGUAGUGGUGUUCACCAUUUAGCAUAACUAUUAGGUUAUAAAUAAUAACAAAUAAUCUUUAUAAUAAUUGAUAAUAAUGUUAAUACAAGUAUUAAAAUGGUACAAAGCAUCAUCACCAGCUGUGAUAUCGAAUUUAUUAAGAUAUCAAGUUGCUUCAAUGAGUACUGGAGUUCAAGAAAAAAAAUGGGAUUUAAUGACAGCAAUUUGUGUAGAAAGACAUCCAAUAUUAACAAAACCAAAAUUAGAAAUUGAAGAAAAAUUUCAAGAUAUGUUAGAUGAAAUUGAACUUGAAAAUAGUAUGAAAUCAGAUCAUGAAAUAAGAUUUGAAGCUGAAACAAAACAACAAGAAAAUUUAAAAAAAGGUUUUGUUGAUAUUGAUCAAGAAAAAGUUGCAACACAAACAGCUCAAGAUAUUGAAGAUGCUGGUAUUGCUGAAUUUGAAAAAUUUAAAUUAACACCAAGAUUAACAGAAGCUGAUAAAAAAAAUAUAAUGACUUCAUUGGAAAGAAAACUUGAGAAAACAUUAGUAUUGUUGGUACAACAAAAAGUUGGAAAUAAGGAUUAUUGGUUAUUACCACAAGGAUUGAGAGAAGAUGGUGAAACUCUUAGACAGGCAGCAGAAAGAGUUUUACAAAAAACUUGUGGUGAAAAUUUAAAAGCUAAAAUUUAUGGAAAUGCACCAGUUGGAUUUUACAAGUAUCGUUAUCCCAAAGUAGCAAGAGAAGGUGGUACACAAGGUGCUAAAAUUUUUUAUUAUCUUGCUAGAUAUGAAGAUGGUAAUGUUACAGAUAAUGUUGACUAUCAAUGGCUUGAUAGACAAGAAUUGGAAAAAAAUCUUCCUAAAGAAAUUUGCAAAAGUGUCACUACGUUUCUCAUCAAAGAAUAAACAAAUUAUUAAUACUAAAAUGUAAAUAGAAUUAUUGAUGGUAAAACAAAAAAAAAACAAACAAACAAACCAACAAAACAAAAAAACAAUU